Molecule: messenger RNA, 4688 nt
Organism: Porites lobata
Lineage: Eukaryota; Metazoa; Cnidaria; Anthozoa; Scleractinia; Poritidae
Source: the annotation of a GenBank genome assembly
AUGAGCAUUCAUCUCAUCUUCACUGUCGCCGCCGUCUUCGGUAGCUAUCUUGUGAUUAGAGCGUUUCACAAAUUUCAUAGUCUUCGAACUGCUUCUAACGUUAUUCUGGUAAGUUUGUCAACAGCUGACGGUUUACUGGCAAUUCCUUUGAUUUUCGGCAUCGUCCAAAUGAGUCUUAGACUGUUAAACGGCUCUGAUGCUGAGUGUAGCUCCGGUCCUCUUGGAAAAAUAACCUUCAUAUCCAGCUUCUUUCUCAUCUCCGUUAUAAUUCUUCACCUGGCGUUGAUAAGCGUAGAACAUUUAAUCGCCGUGAAGUUCGCCUUAAGAUACCACACCAUAGUAACCAAUCCUCGAGUACUGAUCGUUGCCGUGGCGAUGUGGUUUUUUGCUGCGACCGUUACGAUAACUUUUGCAACGACACUUGUAGCAAACAGUGGAGACAUUGGACGGUUUCGCCAAGCGAUGGAUCCACACUGUAAAAACCCUGAAGAUUCUUUGGAUCACGAUCUUAAUCCGUUAAUGAAGGGGCUUCUCAUCUUUCUGGUAAUGUUUUUGCUAGUCAUCCCCUUGGUAAUCAUUUUGUGUUCAUAUGGCUACAUCUUUAUCGUCUCCUACAAACAAAGGAAAAAUAUAAGAGGACAAAACAACAUUCCAGGAAUGGCUACCGCCAUCAAGCACGAAAUGAAAGGCGCCAGUACUCUUGCUAUUGUUGUAGCCGUCUGCCUUCUCAGUAUCGUCCCACUGAUAAUCAUGACAGGCCUUCGCUUUUUCAGCGAACUUCCCGAACGUUGCGACCCAAAGAGAAAGUUAAUUAAGUUUAUUGUUUUUGACUUAGCAACAGGCUUAAACACCAUCUGUAAUCCUCUUGUCUACGGAUGGAGAAAUGAAAAAUUCAGAACCGCUUUUCGCAAACUGCUGAAGUGCUCUUAAAACGCGAAGUUGUGCGCUGUUGGAAGCUGGGAUUAAAGAGCCUGGUGUUUUAAGUGGAGAAUUUGCCACCAGAAAAAAAUUACUCGAAUAGGGUCGAACAUUUUCCAGACUUAGGAGCAAGUUCUGGCAGUAGGUAUUUUGGUAAGAAAAAUAGGAAGAAAAAAAAACUGCUGCGGCAUAUUUAAUUCCUUUUUUUAACAGUUAACACGUGCAUGAUCAGCUUUCAUUACAUCCAUACGAAAUUUAUCCAAUUUAUCCAAUUUAUCCAAAAGUGACUAAGAUGAGUCCAUAGUUUGCCACAAAAUAUACUAUAAUGGACUAGAGGUUUUAAGUUUAUCCCCGGGUCUAAAAUAAAAUGCUGUUACUCGAAAAUCCCGCUGAAAUUCAUCCCGGUUUUUAUAAACUAAACUUCAAGGUUAAGGAAGCUUUUGGGCAAUGAUAAUGAGCGUUCUAUUCAGUACAAUGUGUAAGUAAGGUUAAGACAAACUACAAAAAAUUUCCAAGAACUUAAGACUGCGAGCAGUUUUUCAAAAAGAAGUGAUGUUAUUUACAAAAGAGGUGAUGGUCGAUCUAAGUUGAUGUAGCUCUUAUCCAUAUCAGCAAAUACAGUGUGCCGAACACGUUGUUAACACAAAAUCUAAUUAUCGGAUUAUCUUGUUUUUCCUAGAAAAAAAACUUAAAUGAAAACGAAUACCAAAAACCGGUAUUGAUACACCUCGCCAGGAUACAGUAAAACAAAAAUUAUCUGCGGUAAACGAGCGACGCACAAAAUAGAUACCAGUUCUCGGCCGAGAAAAACUAUGGCAUGAGAUCGAGGUCAAAUGAGCCAGCCAGCCAGUUCAAGACUGGUUUCGUCCAACCCGUGAAAUCAUAUGGCAUCCAGAACGAUACCUACCCGAAUCCCGCGGGAAAAGAAAAACGACUUUAAUAGUAUGCGGUGUCGUACUUCCUCAAACCGGAAAUAAACACUCUCCCAGUUAAGCAGAAUGAUAUACUAAUAAAAACGUUAAGCACCUUCUGUAUGCUUCAAACAGAUCGCCGCUGAGUGGUAUUAGAGUUCUAUUUUUGCAUGUAAAAUUUCCUUAUUAAAGGAACUGCCCGUGGGUUCUGAAAUUCGAAAAAGAAAAGUGGCAAACUAAGUUUUGCAGCCAUAUUUGGGUGUUUGCCAAUUUUUCCUGUUUGGUCGCCUCUUUUCUUUACAUGAACACCUGUAGAAAUAUGGACGUUCUUUAUUGCAUCUAUUCCGCUCCAAACGUCUUUCGCUCUUUAAUAAGUUUAAUUUGUUAUAACUGUCGCCAGCAAGUAUGAAUUCAAUUUAUUUAUCCUUCUGAAUUCAUUAUUUUCCUACAUAGUGGUUUACGCGUUUCAAUUGAUUUUUAGUAACACAGCAUCACAAAGUUAGAAAUGAAAACUGACGUUUCCUAGUCGCUUGAUUAAUGGCUCAAAAACGAAGGUGUCGAGCCAGUGUGUCUACUUCCAUGAAUAAAAACAAUUUCUGUUCAGCUGACAAUGGCGCCUUCACUUUGAUCCUCUUCUCCAUUCAGUACAUAUUAGAAUUUAAGCCAAACUUAUCCACAGUCGCAUAGAAACAGGACCCAUGCAUUUCUUACGUGUGAAGCCGGUUCUGAUGUUCAUAUUAAUAAACUGACUUGAUAUUCUCUUAAAAAACAAUAAUAAUAAUAAUAAUAAUAAUAAUAAUAAUAACAUUAAUUCAAAGGAGUAUUUAGGAGAGGUUUUUAGAUCUGUUACUGAAUAAGCUCGCACUUCGUACAUGUUGUUCCUUCUAUUUUAAACUCGAUAAGACGCACUUACUAGUUUAUGACACUUUCAAAGCCUGCUGUUACAACCACUUUUUAUUAAGAGUGCCCACAGUUCUUUUGUUUUUCUUUCUAGGCCAAAUAUAAGGUUCUUUUUUAUGAAUUAUUUGACUUUGUGCUUGUUCAUUUCCCCGUUGAAAGCAGUCAGUUGUUUAAUAGAACUUAGAACACAAUGCGUGAUAAUUAGUUUUAUUUCCUUAACUCUAUACUACGCAAUUUUGACAUUUUAUUUUCUUUCUUAAUGGAUUCUCAAUGAAUUUGCCAAGAAAUUUAGAGUUUGACGUUUUAGAAGGCAGUAAUUAAGGCAGUUACCUGACAUUAACCUGCAUAUUUUAUGGACAAUCACGUUUAUUUGGAUUUUGGUUAAUAGAAAUGGUUUAAUUUUACCUUUAUUGCAGAUGCGUCGUAUUUGUUUUGACGCUAUUAAAACAAAAGGAACAUCAUCAAUAGUUGCUAUCGUUAUUUAGUAAAAUCCAACCAGUGGUCUAUUAUCAACGCUGCGUUCUGAUUGGUUGAGCUACUACUAGGCUAUAUGUUAUAGCCCACUAAUCUAGCGAAAAGCGUCGGCUUUAAAAACCAAAACAAUGGCGGCUGAAUCGCGUUUUGAUAGCUAAAGUUGUUUUGUCUCGAUAUUUUUGACCAACUAGUUGGAUUUUACUAAAACAAUUAUUCCUCUCGCCCCCAUGGCCUCUAAGUCAAUAGCCCAUUCGGCCGUCGGCCUCAUGGGCUAUUGACUCAGAGCCCAUUUGCACUGGACGAAUAAUUGUUAACUAAUAUCCUUUGAUCAUAUACAGAGUUGAGUUCACCUGGCCAUUGGUGACUAGUUUGAUUAUGAUGAGAAACGGAACAACAGUGGUAUAAGUAAGUGUUUCGAACUGUAUAUAGGAACACAGGUGGCACAAUUUUCCUCCCACAAUUUACCAAACACAGAAGAAUCCCUUCUGAACUGUACGGACAACGUAUCUUCCUCCCCCAAUGAAGAACUGUACCUUACCGAGGUGGGAAUUUAUUCUAUUGUUGAACGUUCAUGGAUUUAUCACAAUCGUUGCUUUGCUUGGGAGUUAUUUCGUGCUAAGAACGUUUCACAAAUUUCGGAACCUGCGAACUGCUUCCAACAACAUUCUGGUGAGUUUGUCUAUCGCCGACGGCUUACUAGCGAUUCCCUUGAUUCUUGAUAUCAUUCAUUUGUGCCUUAAGUGUAAUGUUGAGCCUUGUCCACAUAUGCAUAUUCUUAAAGAAGUAGACGGAACUAUCACCUUGUUCCUCCUUUCGGUCAUUGUUCUUCAUCUCAGCAUAAUGAGUUCAGAACGUUUCAUCGCCAUCAAGUUCGCCUUAAGAUACCAAGCCAUAGUGACCAAACGCCGAGCACGGAUCGUUUCCAUCGCGAUGUGGCUGUGGGCUCUGGUCGUUAAUGUGGCUGUUCCGGAGGUUCUUCAGAAGACAACAGGCAAGGAUUUCAGAGAAUUUCCCCGACAUGUGAAUACACAUGAAUGUAAUACAACACACAAUACAAACCAAGUGCACCCCACCAGAUGGCAUCUUGUAUUCAUUGCUACGUCAAUGUUUCUUGUCCCCUUCCUGAUCAUUUUAUGCUCGUACACCUACAUCUUCAUAGUGUCCUACAAACAGAGACAAUUUGUCAGAGGACAGGGCCGCGAAGUCACAGGAAUGCCCACCAUCAACCAUCACUUGAAAGGUGCCCGCACUCUCGCCAUUGUUGUAGCCCUGUGUCUACUCAGUAUCAUCGCCUUGCUGGUUGUGACAACCCUCCGAGUCUUCCGUGACAAAUCACUCGGGGGCCACGACCAUCAAAUGUUCAGACUGCACAAGAUCGUCUACGACGUGACCAUGUUGUUGAAUGCCAUAUACAACCCUCUUAUCUAUGGGUGGAAAAAUGAAGAAUUUAGAAACGCUUUUCGUAAGAUGCUGAAAUGCUGCUAA